GUGGUUCAUCGACGGAUUAGGUAUCGAUGAAAUAAAGACGACGUAAUUGGGCACAUAAUUAACAUCAUGCAAACAUUUGUAAAACUUGCAUUUUGCAUAAUACUGUCGUAUCUUUUUAUGACGGCUGUUCGAGCACGGGCAUGGAAAGACACAGAACAACUGUAUUGCAAUGUCAAGGGGCAGGUUCCAACGGCUCAUUUUGACUUCACCACUUUAGCCGCAGAAGAACGUUUAAUUCAAGACAAAGAAUUUGGUGAUAGGUUGAGACUAAGUUUAUGCACUCCGUUGAAGGGACUGUGUAACAAUGUGUCUGGCUACAGGGUUUGUGUGACUAAAGGGGACACUGAAAUUGGCCUAGGCUCUGUAUCACCUGAUCCCAUGAAUGUAGAUAACGAUAAAUUGGAAUUCGUGUUUGGAGGGCCAGUUUGCAAAGGUGAUGAGCACUAUUCUGUCCACGUGAUUAUGUUAUGUAGCAACGAACCUGACCAUGACAAUGAGCCUGAACUGAUUCCACGGACAAACGCCAGUGAUUGUACUUAUCACAUUGUGUGGAAGAACAAAGUAGUCUGUGGUUCUGACAAAACAGUUGAUUGCACUGCGAUUGGAAGUGCUGGCGAGCAUUACAAUCUCAGUCCGCUCAUGAUGAGAUCAGAUAAUUAUGUAAUUCCUGUAAUGGGUAAACCAGAAUCUGAGAUUAUUCUUAACGUUUGCCAUUCCAUAGUCUACAACUAUAAUGCAAAAUGUCAUCCACAUGCGGGAGCAUGCUGGAAGGAACGCAAAGUCGAAUCUUACAAUUGGAAAAAUAUCGGAGAAGUUGAAUCUCCCAAAUUUGACAACAAAACCAAAGCACUUACUCUGACCUAUGGUAAGGGACCGAUCUGCAUGAAGCGCUCAAAGCUUGAUAUGGAAACAGAAAUAACUUUCAUAUGUGAUCAUAAUGCAACGAUGAGUCUGCCAAUUUAUGUGGGUGAAAUCAAUGACUGCCAACACCGACUCAUUUGGAAAACCUCUGCUGCUUGCAGUAUUGAAUCUUUGACAAACCAAAGUCGUGUAACUGCUGGUACCUGUAAAGUCACCGAUCCUGUUACUAAUAUAGAAAACGAUUUGCGUGAGCUGAUGCACAAGGAUUAUCGUAGUAAAAUGAAUAACGACAUCGAAUACAGCUUUCAAGUAUGUGGAUCGAUUUCCGAUGGUUCCUGUGCGAAUGAUGCAGGUGGAUGCAUCGUGAAUAAUAAAACAUCAACGGGCUUGGCUAACACAAAUUUGAUGUGGAGACAAGGUGGCCCGUAUUUGAAUUACACGAAUGGUGCGGACUGCGGCAAAGGUCAACGUCGUUAUACAUUGAUCGGUUUUUUUUGCGGCGCUGAACGAUCGACAAACGGUCCUACAAUCAUAGAAAAUGAUGGUUGCGCUUUAAUUAUUCAUUGGAACACGCCGUUAGUUUGUCAAAAGCAGAUAACGUGCGAGACGGAGGAGGGUGGAAUUGCUUUACACUCUUUGAUAAAAAGAACCGACAAUUACAUGAUUAAAGUGAACGACACCGAGUUUCACAUAAACAUUUGUCGUCCUCUCAUUCCUAAACCGUACCUCACGUGUUCACACGGUAGUUCUGCAUGUCGCGUUAAGCCUGAAACGGAUGGGAAAUUCAGUGACGAAACUAAUCUCGGUUAUUCCGACAAAAAUCCGUUUUUUGACGAUAAAAAAAAUGUUAUUUUACGAUACACCGGUGGUUCAGUGUGCUCAGAGGAUAAAGCAAAAAAUAUUUCUUCCAAUUUUACGUUCCUUUGUAAUCUUACGAGCGGUGUGGGUGCGCCGAUAUACAAGUAUUAUGACAACUGUACAUACGCGUUUGAGUGGACGACCAGCAUAGUUUGCCCAACCGAAAGUGGAAUAUUGGAAAAAAAUUGCACAAUUUUCAAUCCUCAUUCAUCCCAGAGAAUGAAUCUACGAGCAUUAAACAAAAGUAUUUAUAGUAUAAAUCAGUCGGGUGAAGAGUACAAAAUAAAUUUAUGCAGCGGGAAAAGUGAUUGCCAUGGUUCAGCGAUUUGCGCGAGUGGUAAUGGCUAUGGUACCACGUCAACAGUGAUUUUCGAUUAUAAUCGAAAUGUGAUAAACCUUAAAUUCUCAAACGGCGAUCAGUGCCAAACUGGUCGAUACUCGUCGGAAGUGUAUUUCAUUUGUGACGAAACUGCGGGAGUUGGAGAACCGAGGAUUAUUGGGGGCUUCCCCUUCAUAUGGGUCAUCAUGACAUCAAAGACGCAAAAUGCUUAUGAAGCAUGUUUGCAAUAUGUAAAAACACAUAUUCUGCAUGCGCAUAACAUUCUUCUUGUGAUGAGCGACUUUGAACGCGCAUUGCGGAAUGCUGUUUUGAAAGCAUUUCCAACCGCUCUAAGUACGGGUUGUAAUACCCAUCACGAUCGUGCGAUAUAUAAGAAAGCCAGGGCCCUCCAUCUUCAAAAUUUAUUUCGGACCAACGCAGAAGCCAAAAGUUUUUUCAAAAAACUUUUGGCUCUGGCGUAUUUGCCUGCUGAUCAUAUUGCCAACCAAUUCGAAACUAUCAAGAAUAGUUUAACACCGACAGUCCGAAGACAGCUGAACCCACUAUGCGACUAUUACGCCCGGUAUUGGCUAGGAAUUGUCAAGCCAGAGGGCUUUAGCGUCUAUGGGCUUAGCUGUCGGACGAACAAUAUCGUGGAGUCUUAUCACAGCAGACUUAAGCACAGGAUAGAAGCUCGCCCUGGUCCUUGGGACUUUGUUUGCAAGCUACUCAAACUACAAGCCAACGUUCGAUCGGACAUCGAACACUUAAAAAACAAUGUACCGAUCGGCAGGCACGCACGUUAUUCGACAGUCUUCAAGCAAAAGAAAUUGAUAAAAGCGUGGCGUGAGCUACACAUGCUUGAAAUUACGGUGAAUGAAUUCAUCGAAAAGGCAGCGGCUUUAAAAGGCAAUAUCGAAAUAAUCAUGGCUAAUCACGAAGAUAUGCAAGAAAAUGACGAGGCUCAUGAACAUGAGCUGCAGGAAACUCCAUCGGUCAAUCCAUUAGAUCCAGAUUUCGAGCGAGAAAUAUUCUCUGAGGAACCACCACGAUGGCUCCUGGACAAUUCCAUAACUUUUCAAGAAAAUGAACAAGUUAUGCCGAUUGUGAUCGAUGACGACUCGGACGCUUCGUCACUUGUUUCUAAUGCCAACAAUGAAGAUGUGGGAAAUUUGCUUCUGGGUGAUGAAGAACGGAGGACAUUCCCACAACCCAACAUAAUUGAAAACCAGCCGAUUGUGAUCGACGACGACUCGGACGCUUCGUCACUUGUUUUUAAUGCCAACAAUGAAGAUGUGGGAAAUUUGCUUCUAGGUGAUGAAGAACGGAGGACAUUCCCACAACCCAACAUAAUUGAAAACCAGCCGAUUGUGAUCGACGACGACUCGAACGCUUCGUCACUUGUUUUUAAUGCCAACAAUGAAGAUGUGGGAAAUUUGAGUGAGGAAGAACGGAGGACAUUCCCACAACCCAACAUAAUUCAAAAUCAGCCGAUUUUAAUCGACGACGACUCGGACGCUUCGUCACUUGACAGGAAUGCAAAUCCGCUUCCAAGGCAAAGGAGAGAGGAAAUUACUCCAGACCCUCCAACCUCUUCGACAACACAGGCGUUGAAGAAGCAAAAACGCAACAAGCGUCGAAAAGAUAUGAGAAGAAGAGCGAUUGUACGAAGACAAGAUGGUUCAAAUUCGGGAAAUAUCGAACUUGGGCAGCAGUUAAGUACAGCAGGGAACCGGCUCCAAAAUAUGCAGAACAAUGUCUGCAAGGUGUGUCUAUUGACAUCGGCAACUCACAUUUACUGGCCGUGUGGGCAUUGCUGCUGCUGCUCUACGUGCGCAGACAUACUGUGGAACGAGUAUCGCGAACGGCGCUGCCCAAUAUGUCGGACAGUAGCGUCCGAAGCCCCUCGGAGGGUGUUUCAACCAGAGGAUUUUUAAAAAAUAUAAAAAAUAAAUGCCUUUCCCAAGUU
Molecule: messenger RNA, 4007 nt
Organism: Venturia canescens
Lineage: Eukaryota; Metazoa; Arthropoda; Insecta; Hymenoptera; Ichneumonidae
Gene: Lerp
Product: lysosomal enzyme receptor protein
Exons: 28
Coding region: 67-3975 (1302 amino acids)
Biological process (GO): lysosomal transport
Molecular function (GO): signaling receptor activity; D-mannose binding
Source: RefSeq, a predicted model, not a curated record